CAGUAGUGCAAAUACACUGUUUCUUUUGUUGAGGACUCUUCUGAACACAGAAAGGACUGAGCUACAACCUUUGGAACGACGCAUCUAAACAGCAGCUCGUCGUUUACUCUCUGACAACAUGUGUACUGGAAAAUGCUCCCGUUGCAUUGCGACCACUCUGUACCCAUUAGCGAUCUUAUCGAUCAUCUGCAACAUUGUGUUGUUUUUUCCUGGAGCGGAAACCCAGUAUGCCAAAGAUGGACAUAUUACUGAGGAAGUGAAAUACAUGGGGGGACUUGUUGGAGGGGGUUUGAUGGUAUUGGUUCCUGCCAUGUACAUUCACCUAACUGGACAGCAGGGAUGCUGUGGGAACCGUUGCGGGAUGUUCCUAUCAAUUUUAUUCGCUGCAGUGGGCGUAGCUGGUGCCCUGUACAGUGCUGCUGUGGCAGCGCUCGGAUUGCAUAACGGACCCCUCUGCAAAACCGUUCUGAUUUGGACAACACCUUUUAAAGACAGGGACGCUAACUACUUGAAUGACAACACGUGGUGGGGAGUAUGCACAGAGCCUAAGAAAAUUGUACAGUUCAACAUAGGGUUGUUCGCCACCCUGCUGGCCACGAGCUGCCUGGAGCUGAUUCUCUGUGCCACUCAGAUGAUCAACGGACUUGUUGGCUGCCUGUGUGGAACCUUCAGCAAAGAUGGGCCACUGUGAGUGCCUCACAAUUGACUGGCCCUCUCUGUUGGAAGAGUCUUCCCUGCUGCAUCUUCAUGAAUAUUCACGUAUAAAUGGAUUACUGUCUUUUUUUUUUACUAUGUUUUUAUACUGUAUAUCCCAGUGCUUUAUACUGUACUAACUAACAGAUCUGAAAUGUAUUGCAGCCUAUUAUGUUGUGAAAACGGUCCACUAUCCGAAAUAAUUAAUGCUAGUUAUGUUAGUUUAACAUAGAUUAGUGAUAUUUUGUAUUGGCUCAUUACAUUUAACAUUUCACAUUAACCUUUUUUAUUGUGCUCUUCAGUCGAACCACUUUUAAAAAUAGUAAAAUAACACAGGGAACAAAGUUUACCUCAAUUGACACCUUUAAUGCAUUACUACACUUAAUAUCAGGAUUGAUAUCUGUACAAAUAUUUGAGCAUCAUUUCAAAUUGUUGACAAUUCCUGAACAAAUCUUCAUUUUCAACUGAAAAUGACGGAAUAUGACAGAUUUCUAAAUGGCCAUCUACUAAGUCCUGCAUACACACUUGACCAGGCGUGUUCAUCACUAAUAAAGGUUACAUGAAAACACAGGUGAAAUGUAGAGAUUUAAAAGACAAACACUGGAUCCCAAAAGAGGAACAUAACACUGGAACAAAAACAGUCACCAUCACAUCCUGGGUUUGAUAUGUACACAAGAACAAGGUGAGUUUUGAUUAGCCGGUGAACUGAAAAUGGUUCAGGCUCACCUUUCAAAUAUUUACUGUCUGUUGUUUCCUUCAAGGCACCGUCAACACUGUUUGAAAAGUAAGUCUGCUCAGUGUGAAAAGGAAGCAAAUGUUUUUGAUUAUUAUUAUUUUUUUCCCCAGAUUUGUAUUUUUUUGUGACCAAACCAAGCUCUGAUCUAGACUUUGUUGUGAAGUUAAUUAAAAAAAACAUUAUCACAAUAUAUCACAGAUGAACUGACAUCUGGCGCUUCACAUUUUUUAAAUAAAAUCCUAAUUUAAUACGUAACAGACACAGCGUAUACAGUGUACCUGUAUACAGAGCAAGUACAGAACUACUACAAAUGACUGGCAGAGAAACAUAGUUGUGCAGAUAUGACUGUGUUGAGGUAGACAUUGAAUAAUGUUGCUCCAUACAUAUACAUAUACAUAUACAUAUACAUAUACA
This is a messenger RNA of Monopterus albus (swamp eel), 1843 nucleotides long. It is a transcript of the gene tm4sf21a, whose product is annotated as transmembrane 4 L six family member 21a. Bases 119 to 691 code for a protein of 190 amino acids. Gene Ontology annotation, cellular component: membrane. The transcript is spliced from 5 exons. The record is from RefSeq and is a predicted model, not a curated record. Lineage: Eukaryota; Metazoa; Chordata; Actinopteri; Synbranchiformes; Synbranchidae.